Trichoderma aggressivum f. europaeum is the source of this 2187-nucleotide messenger RNA. RefSeq lists its product as uncharacterized. The transcript is spliced from 2 exons. The record is from RefSeq and is a predicted model, not a curated record. Gene Ontology annotation, molecular function: protein binding. NCBI's taxonomy places the organism in Eukaryota, Fungi, Ascomycota, Sordariomycetes, Hypocreales, Hypocreaceae. Bases 1 to 2187 code for a protein of 728 amino acids.
AUGGCCCCAACCACCACACCCAGAAUCCGUCGCACGGCGCAGAAUACCCAGUUUACAUACAAUCUGUCGCGCCGCGUAAACGAUGUUCAAACAUACCCCAUCCAAUCUCCUCAAGGAGCUAACAUUUUAAUCUACGGACACGACAACGGUGUGACUUUGGUCUGGCGAGGUGGUCGACGAUUCAAAGCUUCCAAGGAGGCAGCGCCGCAGCAGACAAACCAGAAGGAGCAGAGAAACGGAGCUACUGAUGAUGCUGUCAUGAUUAUCGAUUCGGACGAUGAUGAGCCACCAGCCAAGUCACAAGCUGCCCAAGGCUAUGUCGACAAGCCUGAAUUCGAAGAUGCCGUUGAAAAGACACCCUACCCCGAGAUUGUCCAGACACUGGACCUGGCAUUUGGAACUUCUGUAUUGAAGGUCGCUGUAAUGCCUCUGGUGCCCUGCUCGUCAGCCGAGGCGGGCUCCAACGGCGAGCCGAUCUUGGCGGAAAGGAUGAUAUUCGCGGUUUCUUGUGCCACAAACGAUGUCUAUCUUGUCACGCUACCUCUGACUCCACCAUCACCCGAAAGCAAGGCGCGGCCGGAAUUGAGAGCGGACCUCUUGGCUGGACAAGCUGGCUCUGGUUCCUGGGGUGAGUCGCUGACUCUUCUUGGUGGCCAGACAAAACACAGUGAGGGAUUGGCCAUCACCAUGGUUGCUCCAAAGUCUAUUGAUUCAUCAAAGAAGCCGCUUAGAGCGGUGGUGGCCGCCUUUUCAAGGCAGGCGUCGGGAGUUUUACAUCUGUGGGACCUUGCACUGGACGACAGGUCACCCUCCCAGCGGCCCGUCGAGCCCUUUCAGAGCGAAUUCUUACCUGCUCCCCUAACCAGCAUCUCAUUCAACCCGACAAAUACGUCUCAGCUCCUUGCGGUGUCGUCGCCACAUGCUGUAAGGAUAUAUGACUUUGCACAAGCUUCGUUGCCCUCCGACCCAGAUGCCCGAGGCCCCUUCCCCACCCAAGGCUCGUGGCUGCUCUCGCUAUACCAGCCAUUUACUAAAACAUCUUCCUCACGAAAACCGAUAUUGGAUGCUGCAUGGAUAGCGCAUGGCCGAGCAGUCUUUGCUUUAUUGACGGAUGGCAUGUGGGGUAUCUGGGAUAUUGAAGGAGCGAAACCGCUGCAAUCGGGAGCUGCAUUGUCAAACAAGCUGAAGUCGGGUGUUCAGGGGGCUGCAUUGACUGCCUUUAGUGUCUCGGGAUACGUCGAAGGAACUGGCUCCCUUCGCACCAUCGCGACGCAGCAAAAGGAGAAGCAUGCCGGUGAAUUUGCACCCAUGACACCCCAUACCCGCAAGCAGGCUGCCGCAUCCCUGACAAGCACCACCGCCGCAAGUGUUGAUCGUCUAUUCGCGGUCCGCGGUGGUGUAAAGUCUAUCGGACUCCCUUACACUCCCGGCAAGGCACUCCAAGACGAAAGCCUGGCUCUAUGGAUAGGAGGCUUAGAGAACGUCUGCGUCAUUCCGGGUGUUUUAAGAUUCUGGGACUCACAACUUCGAAGAGGAUCCGGCGGUGGGGUUAACUUGUUCAGCGGCGCUCAGCCUACCAGAAUGCUGAAACUGGUUGACCUUUCUACAGGGCUUUUGGGAGAAAGAUGUUGUGGAGUUGGUCUGAUCCCAGACUCGUCAAAGAAUGACGAGGACAUUCCCGAUGAUGGCGGCCUCCCAGUGGACGUCUUGAUUCAAGGAGAGUCGAGGAUCGUCAUUGUGCGAGAGGGAGAAGACGGCCCGGGAAGAAAGAUUGGCGCCGUCGUUGCUAGCCACAGGAAACGUCUGUUCUCGAGGAGUGACAAGGAGGCCAUCAUUGUUCACGGAAAGCAAGAUAGAUCGGCAGGCCUGUCGUUCAACCUGAGUACGGUGAAGCCCGGAACUCUGAGGCUGAAGCCGUCUGCCAGAGACGAGCUUGAUGGAAACGGAAACGGCAAUGGAAACGGAGCCGGUGAUAGGUCGGAUGACGCGCCAACCCCGACAACUAGGGCGCGUGCUGGCUUUGGAUUCACCGACACCUUGAGCGCAGCAGCAGACAUCAGCGCCGAUUUCACUACCCGAGAUGUGGAGGCGGAAAUGCUCGAUAUCAUGGAGAUUGACCAAGCCCUUAACAACAUGGAAGAUUACAGAGGCAGCGGGAGGAAGAAGGUGUUUUUCGAGGAGGACUGA